Clunio marinus is the source of this 240-nucleotide messenger RNA. Lineage: Eukaryota; Metazoa; Arthropoda; Insecta; Diptera; Chironomidae. The record is from the annotation of a GenBank genome assembly.
AUGUCAAAGCUGAAACCACCAAAUGUAUCUUUACACAACCAACACUCGAUGAUUUUGACAGCCUAUCAACAGACGAUCGAGGGAACUUGGAAACAAACAAAUUCUUCCUAUUUUUCCAAUAAAAAGAAAUCAAAAUCAGAAAAAACACAAAGUUAUUUAAUUUCAAGUUUUGCAUCUGUAGCCAUCUACGAUGUUGAAAUUAUUUCAACGCAGAUGUUCAAAACUUUUGAGAAUAUCUGA